Cercopithifilaria johnstoni is the source of this 1731-nucleotide messenger RNA. The record is from the annotation of a GenBank genome assembly. Lineage: Eukaryota; Metazoa; Nematoda; Chromadorea; Rhabditida; Onchocercidae.
AUGUGGUCAACAAAAGAUCGUCGUGAAGCAUUGGAUUAUUUAAAUUUAAAUGCUCUUCUUGGUUUCUUAUCAUUUGUCAGUGUAUUUCUAUCAUAUUAUAUACUUGAAAUUUUAAUCGGAAUGGCACGAAGUAUUGAACAAAAUAUGCAAUUAUUUCAUCGAAAAUAUCGAAUUAUGUUCUGUUCUAUACUUCAUGUUGUUCUUGGAUUAUUAAACUUUGCAAUGUGUUACAAAAUGAACGCAAAUGCUUCCUAUUCUUCAUCAUUUAUCGUGCAGCAAAUUUGUUGUACAUCUGCAUCGUUAUCAAUUGCAUACAUGCAAUGGUAUUUUCGUAAUGCAUGCAACACGCAUAUUUUGCGUAUCGUUGUCAUCAUGAAUAUUUGCCAGUUUAUUCAAGAAAUAGCAUUUGCAUACAGUACCUAUAUGCUAAUUAUGGUUAUGGGACGAAAAAGCGAUAUCAAACCAAAUGAAUUAAAUUCGCUCAAUGAAACUGAAGUUUUACAUUUAUUAAUUGGAAAUAUUUUAAUUCAUGGCAUACGGCUUAUUAUUUAUGCAUAUCCUGUGGCUAUUUUCGCAGGCAAAGCUUUUUUAGCCGAAAUUUUAUGUCGUAUUCGAUUUUUCGCGAAUCGUCGACGUGGAAUUAGCUCAGAGCAAGCUAAACAAGCUAAAAAAGCUGCUAGUUACUUCUUUCUUUCAUUGGGCUUAGUUAUUUUAUCAGUUAAAUCAAUUAUAUUCUGCUUUCGAACAAUAACGAAUCAUACGCCAUUAUAUACCCAACCGAUAUCAAUUAUGGUCCCACUUCAUCGACUUAUUAAUUUAGGCUAUAUUCUUAUUGCUGUUGUUAUUAUUGAAAUACUUUUCACAAUAAUAAUGUAUCAGGUAUUUUCAAUAAAAGUUGAUUUUGUUUUGGGUACCGAAUUAUUCUUGUGGAUUAAUAGCAUUUCGACAUCUUUGCUACAAAUUUGGAUUUGCAGACAUGAACGUUUUCAACGAUGUGUAAUUAUACUUAUCAUAGAGCUAAUAUCGAAUUGUUUCAAAAUAUUUCUACUAAUUAUGGUCGAAGAAGAAAUUGUUCAAACAAUUAUCGCAGUAAUGACACGUUAUAACAAAAUUUUACCACAUGCUACUGCACGAAUAGUUUACAUUGUGGUUGAUCACGUACUACAAAUUAUUCAAUGGGCAUUGAAUAUUUGUUCACUUGGAUUAGCAUUAAUUGUAUUAGAUGGAGUGGAAAUAGAAGAGGACGAUUUCAGCGAUGGAACGGAUAAUCCAACAAUUGAUUUAACUAAUGAGCUUUUUAAUGCUCCAAACUUUAGAGAACAUUUAAUCACUGAAUGCAUUUCUGAAACUAAUCGUACAAAUUGCUGCAUUUCUGAAAUCAAUCGUACAAGUUGCUGCAUUCCUGAAACUGAUCCUGCAGAUUGCAGUAUCUUUAAUAGAUUAGCUGAUAAGAAUUAUAUGUGGAGUGAAAGUCAUGUAUCUUUCGCUGAUGAAAUUGCUGAAGGUGGCAAUAAUACCAAUAAAAAUGACAGUAAUAGUAAGAUUAUCGAAAAUUUUACAAAUAAAAAUAAGGAUGAUGAUAGCAUUAGUGGAAAUUCGAACUCUGUGACUGAAAGGAAUUCAUCCAAUAACAAUGAAACGGAGAGCGAUGCUGUAGAAAAAAGUGUUGAUAGUAGUGGCAGUGAUAAUGAUAAUGAUACAUAUGUUGAUAAUGUUGACUCUACAAUGUAA